Messenger RNA from Cebus imitator (Panamanian white-faced capuchin), 1470 nucleotides. It is a transcript of the gene EPCAM, whose product is annotated as epithelial cell adhesion molecule. NCBI's taxonomy places the organism in Eukaryota, Metazoa, Chordata, Mammalia, Primates, Cebidae. The record is from RefSeq and is a predicted model, not a curated record. Gene Ontology annotation, cellular component: bicellular tight junction; membrane. Gene Ontology annotation, molecular function: cadherin binding involved in cell-cell adhesion. The transcript is spliced from 7 exons. Bases 113 to 1054 code for a protein of 313 amino acids.
GGGCGGAGCCCCAACAAUUGCACCGGGGCUGGGGGAGGGGAGCUACUCGCUCCCCGCCCCCGGGCGGUGACUCAUCACCAAGCACCGGCUGCCUGAGGUGAGCCGACCCGGGAUGGGGCGGAGAGGCGGGGCCGCCAGGUCGUGUAGGUCUGCGUUUCUCCCCGCCGCGCGCACUAAGCGCAAGUCCUUCGGCGAGCAAGCACCUUCGGCGCGGUCCGAGGACCCCCUCGUAGCGGUCCUCCAGACGCGGACCCGCGCGCCCCAAGCUUCUCGCCGCCAGGCCGGCUUCUCAAGCUUUGCUCCCGGCGCACGCCCUCCCGCGAGCUCCCGGCCCUUCCCUAGCCCCUCUUCCCGGCGCGCGGACAGCAUGGCGCCACCGCAGGUCCUUGCGUUCGGGCUCCUGCUCGCGGCGGCGACGGCAACUUUGGCCGCGGCUGAGGAAGAAUGUCACUGCGAAAACUACAAGCUGGCCGUAAACUGCGUUAUGAAUAGCAAAGGUCAAUGCCAGUGUACUUCAGUUGGUUCACAAAAUACCAUCAUUUGCUCAAAGUUGGCUUCCAAAUGUUUGGUGAUGAAGGCGGAAAUUACUAACUCAAAACUUGGGAGAAGAGCAAAACCUGAAGGGGCUCUCCAGAACAAUGAUGGGCUUUAUGACCCCGACUGUGAUGAGAGCGGGCUCUUUAAGGCCAAGCAGUGCAAUGGCACCUCCACUUGCUGGUGUGUGAACACUGCUGGGGUCAGAAGAACAGACAAGGACACUGAAAUAACCUGCUCCGAGCGAGUGAGAACCUUUGAGUAUGAGGAUAAUGUUAUUACUAUUGAUCUGGUUCAAAAUUCUUCUCAAAAAACUCAGAAUGAUGUGGACAUAGCUGAUGUGGCUUACUAUUUUGAAAAAGAUGUGAGUAUAAUCUUCUUUAUUCUGUUCCUGUGUUCAGAAAUAAACAAUAAUUAUCUUUCUUCCACUCAGGUUGUUUCCAGAAAGAAGAGAAUGGCAAAGUAUCAGAAGGCUGAGAUAAAGGAGAUGGGUGAGAUGAAUAGAGAACUCAAUGCAUAACUACUAUAAUUUGAAGAUUAUAGAAGAAGGGAAAUAGCAAAUGGACUCAGAUUUCAAAUGUAUAUGCAUGGGAUGAAGACAUCUUCGAAGGUUACAAAUUUGUUAGUUAAACAUUAUAUAUUUGUAAUAGUGAAACCUGUACUCAAAAUAUAAGCAGCUUGAAAUUGACUUUUACCAAUCUUGAAAUUUGACCACAAGUGUCUUAUAUAUGCAAAUCUAAUGUAAAACCCAGAACUUGGACUCCAUAGUUAAAAUUAUUUAUGCAUAACAUUCAAAUGUGUGCAUUAAAUAUGCUUCCACAGUAGAGUUUGAAAGACUACUAUCUGAUUUAUGAUUGAAAGCUGCCUUUCUAUUUACUUGAGUCUUGUACAUACAAACUUUUUUAUGAGCUAUGAAAUAAAACAUUUUAAACUGAA